This is a messenger RNA of Notolabrus celidotus (New Zealand spotty), 2900 nucleotides long. It is a transcript of the gene cpsf2, whose product is annotated as cleavage and polyadenylation specific factor 2. Bases 178 to 2541 code for a protein of 787 amino acids. Gene Ontology annotation, biological process: mRNA 3'-end processing by stem-loop binding and cleavage. The transcript is spliced from 15 exons. Gene Ontology annotation, cellular component: mRNA cleavage and polyadenylation specificity factor complex. NCBI's taxonomy places the organism in Eukaryota, Metazoa, Chordata, Actinopteri, Labriformes, Labridae. Gene Ontology annotation, molecular function: RNA binding. The record is from RefSeq and is a predicted model, not a curated record.
UCCGUGCACUUUGACACAUGACGCUGCGGCUAACAUGUCUGCUUGUAAACUGUGUUCAAAAAGCGCUAGCCAAAAUGUCUUAAUGUUGGAAUAAUAGGAACAUUCACGUUUCGUUUUUCUUUUUCCAACGGAGAGAAAGUUAUAUUCUCGUUAUUAAUGCGUGACAACUGAAGAAAUAUGACGUCCAUUAUCAAGCUGACAGCCGUGUCAGGGGUCCACGAGGAGUCUGCUCUCUGUUACCUUCUACAGGUGGAUGAAUUCCGUUUCCUCCUGGACUGUGGCUGGGAUGAGAACUUCUCAAUGGACAUCAUCGAUGCUAUGAAACGAUAUGUUCAUCAGGUCGAUGCUGUGCUCCUCUCUCACCCUGAUCCCAUACACCUGGGAGCCCUGCCGUAUGCUGUGGGCAAACUCGGUCUAAACUGUACUAUCUAUGCUACAAUCCCUGUCUACAAGAUGGGUCAGAUGUUCAUGUAUGACCUGUACCAGUCUCGAAACAACAGUGAAGAUUUCACACUCUUCACCCUUGAUGAUGUGGACAGUGCUUUUGAUAAAAUCCAGCAGCUGAAGUACUCUCAGAUUGUCAAUCUGAAAGGGAAGGGGCAUGGUCUUUCCAUAACGCCUCUUCCGGCUGGUCACAUGAUCGGAGGCACAAUUUGGAAGAUUGUGAAGGACGGGGAGGAGGAGAUCGUGUAUGCCGUAGACUUCAACCACAAGAGAGAAAUCCACCUCAACGGCUGCACAUUAGAGAGCAUCAGUCGUCCUUCUUUACUUAUCACAGACUCUUUCAACGCAACGUAUGUGCAGCCACGUCGCAAACAAAGAGAUGAGAUGCUGCUGACCAACGUAAUGGAGACCCUGCGUGGUGAUGGUAAUGUCCUUAUUGCCGUGGAUACAGCUGGGCGUGUGCUCGAGCUGGCUCAGCUGCUGGACCAGAUUUGGAGGACGAAGGAUGCUGGGCUUGGAGUUUACCCACUAGCUCUGCUCAACAAUGUCAGCUACAAUGUGGUGGAGUUCUCAAAGUCACAGGUGGAGUGGAUGAGUGAUAAGCUCAUGAGGUGUUUUGAAGACAAGAGAAACAACCCUUUCCAAUUCCGUCACCUGACGCUCUGCCACAGUCUGGCAGAUCUGGCCCGGGUGCCCAGCCCCAAAGUGGUGCUCUGCAGCCAGCCGGACCUGGAGUCUGGCUUCUCCAGAGAACUCUUCAUCCAGUGGUGCCAAGACGGUAAAAACUCUGUCAUCCUUACCUACCGCACUACUCCUGGAACCCUCGCCCGCUACCUCAUCGACAACCCUGGAGAGAAGAUGCUGGACCUUGAGGUGAGGAAAAGAGUGAAGCUUGAAGGCAAGGAGCUGGAAGAAUUCCUUGAGAAGGAUAAAAUAAAGAAAGAAGCAGCUAAAAAGCUGGAACAAGCAAAAGAGGUGGAUGUAGACUCCAGCGACGAGAGCGACAUGGACGAUGAUCUGGAUCAGCCGGCCGCGGUGAAAACCAAACACCACGACCUGAUGAUGAAGGCAGAGGGGAGCCGCAAAGGCAGUUUCUUCAAACAAGCCAAAAAGUCUUAUCCUAUGUUCCCCACUCAUGAGGAGAGAAUCAAGUGGGACGAGUACGGGGAAAUUAUCAGGCUAGAAGAGUUCCUGGUCCCUGAACUGCAGGCCACAGAGGAGGAGAAAAACAAACUGGAAUCUGGGUUGACGAAUGGUGAUGAGCCCAUGGAUCAGGAUCUGUCUGUUGUUCCCACUAAAUGCAUCUCUAGCAUGGAAAAUCUGGAAAUCAGAGCAAGGAUAUCUUACAUCGACUAUGAAGGUCGCUCUGAUGGUGACUCCAUCAAGAAGAUUAUAAAUCAGAUGAAGCCCAGACAGCUGGUGAUCGUUCACGGGCCGCCAGAAGCCAGCCUGGAUCUGGCUGAGUCCUGCAAAGCCUUCAGCAAGGACAUUAAAGUGUACACCCCAAAACUGCAGGAGACUGUGGACGCCACCAGUGAAACACACAUCUACCAGGUACGAUUGAAAGACUCCCUGGUGAGCUCGCUGCAGUUCUGCAAGGCCAAAGACACAGAGCUUGCCUGGAUCGACGGCGUGCUGGACAUGCGGGUGGUGAAGGUGGACAUGGGCGUGAUGCUGGAGGAGGGAGCUAAAGAGGAAGCAGAGGAAGGCGAUAUGCCCAUGGAGGUGGCGCCAGAUCUGGGCAUCGACAACAGCGCUGCAGCGGUGGCGGCACAGCGGGCGAUGAAGAACCUUUUCGGGGAGGAUGAGAAGGAGGUUUCGGAGGAGAGUGACGUUAUUCCAACGCUGGAGCCUCUGCCAUCACAUGAGAUUUCAGGCCAUCAGUCGGUGUUCAUCAACGAGCCACGCUUGUCUGACUUCAAGCAGGUCCUGCUGAGAGAAGGCAUCCAGGCCGAGUUUGUAGGAGGAGUGCUUGUGUGCAACAACAUGGUGGCCGUCCGCAGGACGGAGGCCGGACGCAUUGGCCUGGAAGGCUGCCUGUGUGACGACUACUAUAAGAUCCGGGAGCUGCUGUAUCAGCAGUAUGCCGUGGUAUAGCAGCAGCAGCAGCAGGAGGAGGAGCAGGACACGCCGCAGAGAGCAAACCCAGGCAAUACAGAGACAAUCCUCGCAGAGGACUUUACCCAGAGGAGAGGAGUAAAACACACUCAUGGGCGGCUCAAGCUGUUUUGCUACAAACUGUUGUACAUUUCCCCUUUAAUAAUUUUGUCCCAGGUCGUUUUUUUAAAUUGUUAGUUUACCGCCAUGAUGUGACAGAUAUAUGACUGACCUCUCUGUUCAAACAAUCCUGAGGUUCUUUCUUUCGUUCCUACAACACCUCCCACUGUACAGCAACAUCCUAAAUGGGGCAUUUCCCUUGUGACUCUGACAUUAAACCAGCCUUUUUCAAAUGUGAA